This is a messenger RNA of Penicillium roqueforti, 693 nucleotides long. RefSeq lists its product as uncharacterized. Gene Ontology annotation, biological process: RNA processing. The transcript is spliced from 5 exons. The record is from RefSeq and is a predicted model, not a curated record. The coding region runs from base 1 to 693 and encodes 230 amino acids. Lineage: Eukaryota; Fungi; Ascomycota; Eurotiomycetes; Eurotiales; Aspergillaceae. Gene Ontology annotation, molecular function: ribonuclease III activity.
AUGCUCGCUCAACCCGAAAUCCAAAAAAUUCGAGAUGCCCUUGGUUAUGAAGGACUAUCUGGACCUGGUAUCUUAGAAGCUCUCACGGCUGCUGGAGCCGAUAACAAUAACUUAGAUGGAAACAAGAGGCUUGCCCAAAUGGGGACCUCCCUUAUCGAAUACCAAGUUAUCGAGAUGGGAUACAGAACAAUGAUGAGCAGAGCCAAGAUAACGCGCAUUCAAUCCACUUUGGCAACAGCGGAUUAUCGAGCACUGGUAGCCAAACACCAAGGCAUUGACCAAUACAUCAAGUACAGCCCCUCGGCAGGGAGCCAAGCAACCAGCGUUCUUGCUCAAGCUGUAAGCGCUCUUAUAGGUGUUUUACACCUUGAAUCCCGGGACCCUGAUGUCACUCGGGAGGGAAUGCUAUGCCUGGGAUUCUUGAGCAUAGUCUCCGGGGAUUUUGAAAAGCCAAUAUCCGAUCAUAUGAUCCUCGCCCCCAAUGAACCCGACUUCAAUCUCUUUCUCGACAUACUGGAGGAGUCGCAGGGUGACCUGGUUCGACAAUUUAGCACUGCUGCCGACAAGAUUGUUCGUCAUUUGAUUUACGAGGACAUGGAUCAUCCCGAACCUUUCCACUUGGAAGUCAUGGAUGCCAAAGAAAUAUUGGAGCAUCCUAAGGGUUCGCCAGGCCUCCUUAGGAUUCUGAACUGA